Piliocolobus tephrosceles (Ugandan red Colobus) is the source of this 2116-nucleotide messenger RNA. RefSeq names its product CCR4-NOT transcription complex subunit 10 (gene CNOT10). Gene Ontology annotation, cellular component: CCR4-NOT complex. Lineage: Eukaryota; Metazoa; Chordata; Mammalia; Primates; Cercopithecidae. The transcript is spliced from 14 exons. Gene Ontology annotation, molecular function: protein binding. Bases 305 to 1993 code for a protein of 562 amino acids. Gene Ontology annotation, biological process: mRNA catabolic process; negative regulation of translation. The record is from RefSeq and is a predicted model, not a curated record.
CCAGGAGCGGCAGGCUGCCGCCCCCGGAAGUAGUGGGUACCGGGAAGCCGUGGGGCGGAAGCUGUGGAUGGCGGGAGGCUGUGGCGCUCUCUGGGUGGGGAAGCUGUUGCUGUUGCUAGACGACGCGAAUUAGCGCUCGUCACUUCCUCAGCCUGCCGUCUGCCCACUCCCCAAGCCGGAACCUGGGGGCCCAGACCCGGGAUAGGCACAGAGUUGUCCUCAUAGGUCCAGGACAGAGGCCAGCCCGGCGGCGGGAGUCAGUGCCACGCCACCUGCAGGGAAGAACCCAAGCCGAAGCGGGAAGAUGGCUGCAGACAAGCCUGCAGAGACGGGGUUUCACCAUGCUGACCAGACUGGUCUUGAACUCCUGGGCUCAAGUGAUCCACCCACCUUGGCCUCCCAAAAUGCUGGAACUACAGAUCAGGGAGCAGAGAAACAUGAAGGCACAGGUCAGUCCUCUGGGAUCACUGAUCAAGAAAAGGAGUUAUCCACCAAUGCUUUCCAAGCUUUCACAUCUGGAAAUUAUGAUGCCUGUCUACAACACCUUGCCUGUCUACAAGAUAUAAACAAAGAUGAUUAUAAAAUAAUUUUGAAUACAGCAGUAGCUGAGUUUUUUAAAAGUAACCAAACAACAACAGAUAAUUUGAGACAAACACUUAACCAGCUGAAGAAUCAGGUCCACUCAGCUGUUGAAGAAAUGGAUGGAUUAGAUGAUGUUGAAAACAGCAUGUUGUACUAUAAUCAAGCAGUCAUUCUUUAUCAUCUGCGGCAGUAUACUGAAGCCAUAUCAGUUGGUGAAAAACUUUAUCAGUUCAUAGAGCCUUUUGAAGAAAAAUUUGCCCAAGCAGUGUGUUUUUUGCUUGUAGACCUGUAUAUAUUAACCUACCAAGCUGAGAAAGCUUUGCAUCUUCUUGCUGUCCUAGAAAAAAUGAUUUCACAGGGUAACAAUAACAAAAAUGGAAAGAAUGAGACUGGUAAUAACAACAACAAAGAUGGAUCUAAUCAUAAAGCUGAAAGUGGAGCUCUAAUAGAAGCUGCAAAAUCAAAGAUACAUCAGUACAAAGUACGAGCUUAUAUCCAAAUGAAGUCUCUGAAAGCAUGUAAAAGGGAAAUCAAGUCAGUCAUGAACACAGCUGGAAAUUCUGCACCCUCUCUCUUUCUUAAAAGCAAUUUUGAGUACUUAAGAGGUAAUUAUCGAAAAGCCGUGAAGCUAUUAAAUAGUUCAAACAUUGCUGAGCAUCCAGGAUUCAUGAAAACAGGUGAAUGCUUGAGAUGCAUGUUCUGGAAUAACCUUGGUUGCAUCCAUUUUGCCAUGAGCAAGCACAAUUUGGGAAUAUUCUACUUUAAAAAGGCUCUGCAGGAGAAUGAUAAUGUCUGUGCACAGCUCAGUGCAGGUAGCACUGAUCCAGGCAAAAAAUUUUCAGGAAGACCCAUGUGUACGUUACUAACCAAUAAGAGAUAUGAGUUGCUGUAUAACUGUGGAAUUCAGCUUCUUCACAUUGGAAGGCCUCUUGCUGCCUUCGAAUGUCUGAUUGAAGCUGUUCAGGUUUAUCAUGCAAAUCCUCGCCUCUGGCUACGGCUGGCUGAAUGCUGCAUUGCUGCCAAUAAGGGGACCUCUGAACAAGAAACUAAAGGCCUUCCCAGCAAAAAAGGAAUUGUACAGUCUAUUGUUGGUCAAGGCUAUCAUCGUAAAAUAGUUUUGGCAUCACAGUCUAUACAGAAUACUGUUUAUAAUGAUGGGCAGUCUUCGGCCAUUCCUGUAGCCAGUAUGGAGUUUGCAGCCAUAUGUCUCAGAAAUGCCUUGUUGCUGCUACCUGAAGAACAGCAAGAUCCAAAGCAGGAAAAUGGGUCUAAAAAUAGUAAUCAAUUAGGUGGGAACACAGAGAGCAGCGAAAGCAGUGAAACUUGCAGUAAAAGCCAUGAUGGAGAUAAAUUCAUUCCAGCUCCACCUUCUUCUCCACUGAGAAAACAGGAAUUAGAAAACUUAAAGUGAGUAUCUAAACAAAAUUAGCAUUACAUCUAUUGAAAUGAACACAUUCAUGGCUGGGCGCGGUGGCUCACACCUGUAAUCCCAGCACUUUGGGAGGCCAAGGCUGGUGGAUCACUAGGUCAGGAG